AAAUACUCCACUAUAUUUAUAUAAAUUCCCGUGAAAUGGCCCGUCUCUAUGACUCCCGGACCACGAUAUUUUCCCCAGAGGGCCGUCUCUACCAGGUGGAGUAUGCCAUGGAGGCCGCCUCGCAGUCGGGCACCUGUCUGGGCAUCCUGGCCAGGGAUGGAGUCCUUUUAGCCACCGAACGUGUGACCCACAAGCUCUUGGACUCCAGUAUUCCAGCUUGUAAGAUCUGUAGGUUAAGUGAGGACACUGCCUGUUGUGCCACCGGCAACACGGCGGAUGGAAAUGUGCUGACCUACGAGUUGCGUUUGAUCGCCCAGCGAUAUGCUUCUACUUACGGUGAGGUGAUACCCUGCGAGCAGCUGGUCUCGCAUCUGUGCGAUGUCAAGCAGGCGUAUACGCAAUAUGGUGGCAAGCGGCCCUUUGGCGUCUCGCUGCUUUACAUGGGCUGGGACUGUCGCUUCGGCUUUCAGCUAUAUCAGUCCGAUCCCAGUGGAAACUAUAGUGGCUGGAAGGCCACCUGCAUUGGCCGCAAGUCCGGAGCAGCCACGGGAAUGCUGCAACAGGAACUUUUCACCAGGGAAUACGUGAAUCCCACUCUUGAGGAAGCCAAAAAUGUGGCCAUUAAGGUCUUGGCCAUGACCUUGGAUGGUUGCAAACUCAGUGCCUCCAAGGUGGAAAUGGCCACUUUGCAACGUUUAGAUAACUAUACCAUUUACAAAAUUGUGGAGACCUCUGAGAUCCAUAAACGUAUCGAGAAAUACAACACAUUGCAGGCGCAGGCUGCUAAACGAAUGUUCUGUAAUCCCUAG
Molecule: messenger RNA, 809 nt
Organism: Drosophila takahashii
Lineage: Eukaryota; Metazoa; Arthropoda; Insecta; Diptera; Drosophilidae
Gene: Prosalpha3T
Product: Proteasome alpha3 subunit, Testis-specific
Biological process (GO): ubiquitin-dependent protein catabolic process; proteasomal protein catabolic process
Cellular component (GO): proteasome core complex, alpha-subunit complex; nucleus; cytosol
Source: RefSeq, a predicted model, not a curated record